Verticillium nonalfalfae is the source of this 5799-nucleotide messenger RNA. Its product is annotated as Nonribosomal Peptide Synthase (NRPS). Gene Ontology annotation, molecular function: phosphopantetheine binding; catalytic activity. The record is from RefSeq and is a predicted model, not a curated record. NCBI's taxonomy places the organism in Eukaryota, Fungi, Ascomycota, Sordariomycetes, Glomerellales, Plectosphaerellaceae. Gene Ontology annotation, biological process: secondary metabolite biosynthetic process; amino acid activation for nonribosomal peptide biosynthetic process. The transcript is spliced from 2 exons. Gene Ontology annotation, cellular component: cytoplasm. The coding region runs from base 1 to 5799 and encodes 1932 amino acids.
AUGUAUCUUCGGCGAGACAGCGAGAGCGGCGGUACAGCCGUCAGUUCGGCCAGGACCCCGGAAAACAACCCUUCCUCUACCCGCACGAUACCCUUUACUCCCCGAUCCGAAGUGAACACUACCGCCGCCCCCAGGCUUGAGCUCUUGCUCGCUUGGAUCUUGGUGCUGUACCGCGAGAAUGACGAUGGCAGCCAGAUUUCUUGGGGCGCCAGGAUCAACGGCGGACAAUCGUCUGAGACGAGCCACUCCCUGGACCUGAGCAACAUUCCCUUCCAGAAGAACUGCUCCUUGACAUCAGCACUGGAAGCUGUCCAGCAGCUAGACCCUCCGACACCCGAACAGGAGAGCACCACGCAACACACACUUUUGUUCAACAACGGAUCAGCAGCCACCAAAAGUGGUCGUGAGAAGGACUCACAAACCAACUUUCGCGAAUGGACAUACCAGAUCGAGGUCUCAUAUUCUGAACAGGAGUUGAUCGUGAAAGCGGACUGGAGCCGAACAGCGUUGUCAACAAGUCUCGCCACGACAAGACUCAACUCAUUCAUCGACAUUCUUACCACAAUCCUGGAGCACCCAGAGCGAUCCGUCUCAGAUGCUACUGGCCCGACAUUGGCAGACCUUGAUCAAUUGUGGUCAUGGAACGCCACACUGCCGCCGCUGAUGGAGCAAUGCAUGCACGAUAUGAUCACCGAACAGGCCGCCUCUCAACCGGACGCCCAUGCCAUCGAGUCAUGGGACGGUAACUUCACGUACGCCGAGGUGGAGGCCCUUUCUACACGCUUGGCCAAGCACCUGGUCGCCCGCGGAGCGCAGGUCGGGGGCAUCAUUCCGCUUUGCUUUGAGAAGUCGCGAUGGACCAUUGUUGCUCUGCUUGCCGUCAUGAAAGCCGGUUCUGCUUUUGCGCUCACAGAUCCCAGCCAGCCGGAAGCCCGUCUGCGGACGAUCGUUGAGCAGACGGAUGCCAGACUGCUCAUCACCUCGCAACUCCAGAGCACCUUAGGUGAACGCAUUGCUGGCGAUGCCACCACCACAGUUGUCGUCUCUGGUGAGACGCUCGAGCAGUUGACGCCGGAGCCUGACGCUGCUCUUCCCACGAUCCCGACCUCAUCGCCCCUCUACAUCCAAUUUACCUCUGGCAGUACCGGCAAGCCCAAGGGUGUCAUGUGCUCUCACGAGAACUACACCAGCGGUGCUGUUCCUCGAGCCGAUCUUGUCGGCUACAGGUCGCACUCCCGCGUCUUCGACUUUGCCUCCUAUGCUUUCGAUGUGAGCAUCGACUGCAUGCUUUGCACGCUUGCGAAUGGCGGAUGCCUCUGCAUCCCCUCCGAUGAGGAUCGCAUGAAUGACCUCAGUGACGCCAUCCGCAAGAGCAAGAGCAACAUGGCGCACAUGACGCCCUCCGUCGCCAGAGUUCUGGACUCUAAUGUAAUCCCGUCCCUCGAAGUCCUUGGCCUAGGCGGUGAGGCUGUGUCUGCUGGUGAUGCCUCAGCCUGGAGUCAAAGUGCCAAGGUCAUCAUCGCGUACGGCCCCUCCGAGUGCACAGUUGGUUGCACCAUCAACGGGAGCGUCAGUAGCACAUCGACCAAUAUCGGCAAAGGGACUGGCGGCCUCACUUGGAUCGUCGACCCUGACGACCACGACCGCCUGAUGCCCGUCGGCGCCGUCGGUGAGCUCCUCAUCGAGGGCCCCGUCGUGGGCCUGGGCUAUCUCAAUGACCCCACAAAGACGGCCGAAGUCUUCAUCAAGGAUCCUACCUGGCUUCUCGCCGGCGGCGGCGGCGCGCCCGGCCGCCACGGUCUCUUGUACAAGACGGGUGACCUGGUCAGGUAUGACCCUGAUGGCAGCGGCGCCAUCGCCUUUGUCGGCCGCAAGGACCAGCAAGUCAAGCUUCGCGGACAGCGUAUCGAGCUGGCCGAGGUGGAACACCAUCUCCGGGGUAAGCUCCCGUCCAGUGUCAAGAUUGCGGCCGAAGUCAUCAAGCCGGGCGGCACAGAGCCGACGCUGGUGGCCUUCAUCGUCGAGCAGGCAUCAGCCGCGACCGAUGACGGAGAGGGCGAUCUCACGACUCUUUCCGCAGAGCUCAGCCAAAUCGUCGCCGAGAUUGACACAGCUCUUGGAGCCGAGAUUCCUCGAUACAUGGUCCCGUCGUCGUACAUUCCUCUGCGCAAAAUGCCCUCGCUUGUUUCUGGAAAGAUCGACCGCAAGCGUCUCCGCGAGCUGGGAUCGUCGAUGAGCAGGGAGGAGGUUGCCCGUCUGCGCGCUGUCAGCGCCGAGAACACGGCGCCACAAUCCGACAUGGAGAAGGCCUUGCACCGAUCGUGGGUCAAGAUCCUGGGCACAGCGUCCGAGAUUGGUCUGCAAGACAGCUUCUUCGCUCUCGGAGGCGACUCACUGCGAGCUAUGCGUCUCGUCGCAGCUGCCAGGGAUGAAGGUAUUGUCCUAACUGUAGCGAACAUCUUCAACUGUCCUACGCUGAAGGAAAUGGCCGCCACCGCGACUACGGCUUCGCAGGAGACGCAAGAAGCCGUGGAGCCCUUCUCGUUGCUUGACAUGGACUGGAGCCGUGAGGCUGCCAGUGCUGACGUCGCGAAACUGUGCGAGAUUGAGGAAGCCACGGUUGAGGACGUGUAUCCCUGUACGCCUCUACAGGAAGCCUUGAUGGCCUUGUCGGCAAAGGUUAAGGAGGCCUACGUUGCGCAGCGAGUGGUGGACCUCGAUGAUGCCGCGAUGGCGGACAAGCUGAGGUCGGCUUUCGAUACGGCCGCUACAGAUUGCCCCAUUUUGAGGACGAGGAUUGUCCAGGUGCCCCAGCACGGCCUCGUCCAAGUCGUUGUCAACGAGAAAAUUGCCUGGCACAUUGGCGAUGACCUCCAGGGCUACCUUGUGAAGGACCGCGACGAGGCAAUGGACCUCGGCAAGCCCCUUGUGCGAUACGCUCUCAUUACCAGCCCCGAAUCAUCAAAGGUAUACUUUGUUCUCACCAUGCACCACGCGCUCUAUGAUGGAUGGUCCAUGCCCCUGGUCGUCGAUCGCGUCAAUAAAGCAUAUGACGGCCAGAAGGUGCAGCGCCCGGCCGAGUUCAAGAACUUCAUCCGCUACCUCAACACAGUGAGUCGCGAAGAAGGCGAGACCUUCUGGAGGGAGAGGCUGCAGGGCGUCAAUGGCCCUCAGUUCCCGGCUCUGCCGUAUGAAGGCUAUCAGACGCAAGCGGACUCGCUUCUUGAGAUCCACGUACCGCUGUCUGGUCGACCAGCGUCCAACACGACAGUGGCGACUGUCAUUCGUGGUGCGUGGGCCUAUGUUGCCUCGCGCUACAGCGCAACAACGGACGUCGUCUAUGGCGAGACGCUCACCGGGCGCAAUGCUGCCCUCAGGGGCGCCGAAGAGAUUGAAGGCCCCAUGAUCACCACCAUUCCGUUCCGUGUCCAGAUCAACGACGAGAGCAGUGUCGCAGAGUAUCUCCAGGAGAUUCAAGACUCGACCGCCCAGCAGAUUCCCUACGAGCACACGGGCCUGCAGCACAUUCGCCGUCUCAGCCCCGACGCCUACGAGGCCUGCGAACUGCGGACAGGCCUUGUUCUGCAUCCCAGUGCCGAGGGUGAAGCGCAACCCAACACGGCGGUCUACCCUGCCGACAGACUUGUGCCCGCCGGUGACUCGGAGGCCGCACAGGAGGCCUUGAAAUUCAACACGUAUGCGCUCAUGCUCGUCUGCGCCCUCGACUCGAAGGGCUUCUCGGUCAUGGCCAGCUUCGACUCCAACACGGUUGAGAAGUCCUUGAUGGAGCGGGCCCUAAACCAGUUCGCUCGUGUCGCGACCCAGCUCUGCGAGAUGACGGACGCUCCUAUCCGAGACUUGCGCUACCUUACAAACGACGACCAGGUUGAGCUCUGGCGCGCGAGCAUCAAGAACCCGCAAAGCGUGCAGGACAAGUACCCCGAGACUCGGGCUGUCUGGAUCGUCGACCCACAGGAUAGCACGCGCCUGGCGCCUCUCGAGGCACUUGGAGAGCUCGUCGUCGUGAGCACAGCGGAUCUUUCUCUCCCGACCAUGGACGAGCCCCUCUGGCUAGAUGUUGUCAACGGUCACGCGGACGAGCAGAGGGCCGCCAAGUUCUUCAAGACCGGUAAGCUCGCCAAGCUCAGCGCCGACGGCUCCGUCCAGAUCACAGAGAAGAAGAGCGCUGCCGCUAAGAGCGCGGCCCCCAGUCGCCCUGUCAAGAAGAUCUCGGCGACUUCGGCAAAGCAGCGACGCCUGCGGACGCUCUGGAGCCGUGUAUUGAGGUUGACGGAGGAGGAUAUCGGUCUCAACGACAGCUUCUUCAGGCUCGGUGGUGAUUCGAUCUCCGCCAUGAAGCUCGUGUCCGAGGCUCGCGCGGACAACCUGCGCCUGACCGUCGCUCAGGUGUUCAAGAACAGAACCCUGUUUGACAUGGCCAGUGUCCUUGAGGAUUCGGAGCCCACGCAGAACAAGGAGAUCGUGGAGCCCCUCGAGCCCUUUGAGCUCGUCGAGGAGGCGCAAGCUACCAAGUUCCUCGUCAACACGGUUCGUCCCGCACUGGCGGACAAGUCGUGGAACGUCAUCAACGUGCUGCCCACGAGGCCGCUGCAGGAUGCUGCCAUCAAGGGCACCAUCCAGCUGCCUCGCUUCUCGGUGAGAUACGAGGCCAUGUACUUUGACGGCGACGUCAACAAGGCACAGCUAUACCAGAGCUGCCAAGAGCUUGUCACGCGCAACGAGAUCUUGCGCACCGUCUUCAUCGCCCACAAGGAGUCAUAUCUGGGCGUGGUACUGGAGCACAUUGAAACGCCGGUGGCGGAGUAUGAGAUUGACGGAGACGUCGAGCCUUUUGUCAAGCAGCUCUGCACCAUGGACAGCUACACGAGGAUGCCGCUCGGCUCGUGCUUUGUCAAGUGGUUCUUCGUCCAAAGCAGCAGCGGCCCGUCGGCGCUCAUCUUCCGCGUCUCGCACGCGCAGUACGACGAGAUUUGCCUGCCCGUCAUGCUGCAGCAGCUGUCGGCUCUGCACGAGGACAAGCCCGUCCCCAACAGCCUCCCCUUCUCGUCGUACGUCGGCCACGUUGUCAAGUCGAACAUACCCAAGGGCCUCGACUACUGGCGCGACCUUCUCAAGGGCUCGUCCCUCUCCGUGCUCAAGCCCGACACGCCCGUCGUCAAGCGCAACCAUUUUGCGGUGCACAGGCAGUUUGACAUUUCGGCCCGCUCCAAGGACAUCACGGUCGCCACGCUCCCGACGGCGGCCUGGGCCCUCUGCCUCGCGCGCCGCCUGGCGACGCGCGACGUCACCUUUGGCGAGGUCGUCAGCGGCCGCACCAUCGACUUCCCCAACGCCGACGCCGUCGUCGGCCCCUGCUGGCAGUACGUGCCGCUGCGCGUGCAGUUCGCCGCCGGCUGGACGGCCGCCGACCUCCUCGCCCACGUGCAGAACCAGCACAUUGCCUCAUCGGCGCACGAGGGCGUCGGCCUGCCCGAGGUCGUGCGCCAGUGCACCGACUGGCCCGCGAGCGUCGACUGGUUCGACUCGGUCGUCCACCAGGACGUCGAGCACGUCGAGAGCCUCGGCUUCGCCGGCGUCAGCGGCCGCAUGGAGACCAUUUACCCGCACGAGGAGCCGCUGCGCGAGUGGAAGAUCCAGGCCUUCCCCGAGGGCGACAAGCUGACGAUCGAGGUCAUCACGUUCGAGUCGUGGGCCGAGCACGCGAAGGAGCUGCUGGCCGAGGUCGGGGCCAUUGUCGAGAGCCUCGUGAGGGAGCCGGAGGCUGUACUGUUUGAGUAA